Phytophthora nicotianae INRA-310 is the source of this 2095-nucleotide messenger RNA. Its product is annotated as TKL protein kinase. Gene Ontology annotation, biological process: protein phosphorylation. The record is from RefSeq and is a predicted model, not a curated record. The coding region runs from base 240 to 1967 and encodes 575 amino acids. Lineage: Eukaryota; Oomycota; Peronosporomycetes; Peronosporales; Peronosporaceae. The transcript is spliced from 2 exons. Gene Ontology annotation, molecular function: protein kinase activity; ATP binding.
GUUGUCGAAUGAUCAGGUUGUACAUAGACCUCGACAAUUUGAAGCGAGUUGACACGGGCCGGCCGCACUUUCCAAUGUCGCUUCUGUCCCGUAGCGUCGGGAAGCGCUGGGACUCCCCCUCCUAGGCCAGUUCGGAACGAGUAGGGCGUCUCACAAGGAGUCUUCUUGCCACUCAACCGAACUCAAUCAGACCCUGCUAGCUCCCAUAGCGCUCUAGCGAUCUUUCUAGUGUUAGAACCAUGUCGCUCCUCGGAACGGCAGCGAACAUCAUCACCGACACGGCUGAUACUCUGACCGGCACGUCUCCGGCGACGCCAACACCGACAAUUAGAACACCCACCCCAACGACAAGGACACCAACUCCAACGACGAGGACACCCACCCCAACGACGAGGACUCCAACACCCGCCACGCCUGCGCCCGUCGCGACCACAGCAACGCCGAUAGCGACUACCGCAACAACCGCAACUAUUUCAUCGGCGUCCACAACUAGUACAUCGGCCCCUUCAUCAGACACAUCAACCACUAACGCAGUUUCAGAAGCGCAGUCCACAUCUGCUCCAGCUUCGAGUUCAAGGUCUGGCGGUGUUCCCGAAACUUCAGCUCCAGCGUCGGCUACGGCGAACGCAAACGCGUCGACAACGGUGAUCAUUAACGUGAAUUCCCAUUCCGGUGACAGCGAUGCAUCGUCAGGACUCACUACUGUAGAAAGCAGCGAGACAGGUAUCAGCACAGGAGCCGUCGUCGGCAUCGUCGCCGGUGCAGUUGUAUUCGUCCUGUUAAUCGCGGGGCUUGCUUUCUGGUUGUAUCGCCGUAGGAAACAGAAAAUGACUCCACGAUCGCCCUCGUUCGAUGCCUCGUACGCUAUGGCGCCGAUCACUCUCCCUGCUGCUGAGCCUGUUGUUUUGGAGAGCUACACGCCAUCGCCCGCGAUUGCGAUUCACGAUCUCAACAACUUUGACAGGACAGUAGACCUAGACAGCACAAGGAACCUGGACUCCACACUGCGUCUCGAUAGCAGUGCAGCCUCGAUUCCAUCUACAAAGAAGACCACUAAGACUGGAUCUACUUUGUGGGAGGAUGAAGCCAUCUUGGCUGCUCGUAUCCCGAUGGAGAAGCUGAUUCGUAAGGAACUAGUCAACGAAGGAGGCCACGGCGCUGUCUAUCACGGUCUGUACCGCGGCGAGUGCGUGGCAAUCAAGGUCUUGCUGCCAGACAAGAGGAAGGAUAUGCGUCAGAUCAACAUCUUUCUAUCGGAGAUCAAGAUGAUGGCGAGCGUAGAGCACCCGCGCAUCGUGCGCUUCGUCGGUGUGGCGUGGGACGCGCUCACGGAUCUCUGCGCUGUCUCCGAAUUCAUGCCCGGCGGCGACCUGUUCUCGCUUUUACGGCGCUUUGAUCGGGUAGACCACCGGCCUCAGGGAUUCGACGAGGAUAAGGCCAAGAUCGCGCUGCAUGUAGCACAGGCGUUGACGUAUCUACACUCUCUGGACCCUAUUAUACUGCAUCGUGACCUCAAGUCGAUGAACAUUCUGCUUUCGGACGACUGGGACGCCAAGCUCACGGACUUCGGCGUCUCGCGCAAGUGGACGGUGGAAACUAUGACCGCUGGAGUGGGUACGAGACGCUGGAUGGCCCCUGAGGUCAUGAUGGGCAAGCAUUACGACACCAGCGCCGACAUCUUCUCAUUCGGCGUCGUCUUGUCGGAGCUGGACUCGCACCAGCCUCCGUACGCGAGUGCGAUCACUUCUAUUACGUCUGAGUCGGGCGAGAAGGUGACGGAGACGGCGCUGAUGGAGAUGGUGGCCAUGGGUCGCGUCCGCAUCGAGUUCUCGUCCAACGCACCUGCGGCGCUGGUGAAUCUUGGCCACGCCUGCGUGGACCUGAACCCGAGGGCGCGCCCCAGCGCCGGCGAGUUGCAUUACCAACUACAGAAGAUCCUGCGCAGGUACCAGAAGUAUACGCUCUAGUGUAAAAUAAUAUGGAUCGGCAUCCUUGCCGAGCUACUAGAGACACCAACCUCGACUGCAGCGCUGCAGUCGGCGUACCAAACUGCUAAAAUGAGUAAUUCCACUUCAACUUGUCCAUUUAAUUGCCC